UUUAAAUUUUUGAAAAUUAUUUUAAAAUUUAUUUUUAAUUGGACAAUUUUUGAAAUAAUUGAUAGUGAACUCUAUUAUUAUUUGUGAAUCAUUUUACAGUUUAAAUUUUCCUCAUUUUUUUGCUACCUUAAUCAAAUAUUUGGGUGUAUUUAGCGCCAACAAAUUAAAAUAAAGUAAAGAGAACUGCAUUUGUCAGUCAAACUUUUCUUAAUUUCUUGUUGCUAAUAAUUCUAGAACGAUGAAGUUCCACUCAAGUAAGCGGAUAUUCCCCAGGAAAUGUAGGUCAAGCGGUCAAUAUACUUAUUUAUAAAUGUUCAAAAUUGAUACAUUACACAAUUUUUUUCAAGAACCAACCGUUAAAUUCAAAAACAACCAUAAUCACCCUCAUAAUUGUGUAACAUUCAUUAAUAACGUUCCUCGAAUUACGGUUGUAAAUUGGUGAUACAAACAAAAAUACACCUGAAAAAAAUAAAAGAGAGAGUUUCAUUUACAUACCAUGAUUCACCGGACUUUUCGCUUCAUUCGUGUUUGUGGUAUCAAGAAGAAUGAAGUUCUUAAUACUAAUCCCUUUACUAUUUUUUAAUAAUAGCAAUUGCAUAUAUUUAAGAAAUGAGACAAGUGUCGGAAAAAUUGAGAAUAAUCCGGCAAUUUGGACCGAGCAAGGUGUUUGGGGGUCGCUCCUGGAAGAAUGGGCCCUAAAUCCAAAUCGCAGAGGAAAGCGAGUAAUGCAACUACCUCCGACUAAAGAUGCGUACGUGAUGGAUGAGACUCCGGACGAAUCCGGAGAUGACCGGAAAAGCAAAAUCACUCCCGGAAAAAUCGUCAACGGAAAUCAAAAACCGCCAGGUCAACAAGUAUCAGAAACUGACUUGUAUUUACUCGGAGCGAUUGAAAAGCUGGUCUAUAGAGCGGAUUUCAUGGAAAAACGUUUGCGACGAGUGGAAGAAAUGUUGUACUUUGUGAUGGCCGGAAAUCGCGUCGAUCAUGAGCCCUGCUCUGAUAAUUUCACGCGAGUGGGCCCCAAUUGCUACAUUUUCCAAAACGGCGCUGGUCGUGAAUACGACUGGAAAGCCGCAAGUAAACAAUGCAAACGUCUCGGUGCGGUUUUAACCGAAAUGGAGACAAUUGAAGAAAACCAGGAUGUUAUCGCGUACAUCCAGAGCAACCAGCAGCUUAGAGGGAGAGAUUUCUGGACUGGGGGGUUAAAUCCCGGCCUUUUGUGGAUCUGGAGUAACAGUGCGCGGCCUAUUUCCACACCGGGGGGCAACAAGAAAAACCCUUCGGCGGGAAUUUUGGGGGACGGGCGCUGUUUGCGGCUGGCAUACGACCCAGCUCUGCGUUCCUAUGCUUACAAAGGGACCGAUUGUUCAGUUCGCUACAAUUUUAUCUGCGAAUUGCCCGAAAAUACAGCCAGUAACGAAUUACGAAGACUGGGACGGAGCAGGAAAAUUUUGGAUGAAUUAUAAACCAAAGAAAAAUAAAACAUCUAUUUAUUCAUUUUGCUUAAUUUUGUUAACAAUAAAUAUUUCAAUGUGUAUUAAAUAAAAAAUAAGCAAACAGUCUAAAA
Tribolium madens (black flour beetle) is the source of this 1567-nucleotide messenger RNA. RefSeq lists its product as uncharacterized. Bases 546 to 1466 code for a protein of 306 amino acids. The record is from RefSeq and is a predicted model, not a curated record. Lineage: Eukaryota; Metazoa; Arthropoda; Insecta; Coleoptera; Tenebrionidae. The transcript has 3 exons.